AUGGCCGCGCCAUACGACAGCAAAGACUUCUGGGAGCGGGCGGACAAGUACCUGAUGAACACGGGCGCACCAUUCACGCCGAUAAUCAUCACACGAUCGAAAGGGACUUACAUAUACGACGUCGACGACCGCGAGAUCAUCGACUUCACGUCGGGCCAGAUGAGCGCGAGCCUGGGCCACGGACACCCUGAGAUCGCGGAGACGGUGGCCAAGUACAUCUCGGAACUCGACCACUUGAACAGCACGAUCCUGUGUCCGCCGGUCGUCGAUCUGGCGACCAAGUUCGCGCAGAUCCUGCCCGCCCCGCUGUCCAAGUCGUUCUUCCUCUCCACGGGCUCCGAGUCGGUCGAGGCGGCGAUCAACAUCGCGAAGCGCGCGACGGGCAAAUUCGAGAUCGUCGCCUUCUCCGCGAGCUACCACGGCGCGACCCAGGGCGUCGCCUCCGCGACGUACUGCAUGGGCCGUAAGCACGGCUUCCCCGUGGUGCCAGGGCAGCUGGCGUUUCCGGCGCCGCACGGCCCGUCCUCGCGGUUCAGGAAGCCCGACGGCAGCUACGACUGGGCGACGGAGAUGGACUUCGGGUGGGCGAUGGUCGACGCACAGUCGGUGGGGUCGCUCGCGGCGUUCGUGUUCGAGCCGAUCCUGUCUGCGGGCGGCAUCAUCGAGCCGCCACUGUGGUACCUCAAGCGGAUGGCCGCCGAGUGCAGGAAGCGCGGCAUGCUGGUCAUCGCGGACGAGGCGCAGACGGGCCUUGGCCGCACGGGCGACAUGUUCGCGUUCCAGCGCGACGAGAUCGUCCCGGAUAUCCUCGCGCUGUCCAAGUCUCUGGGCUGCGGCAUUGCGUUAUCGGCUGUCAGCACGACGCCGGAGAUCGCACAGCGCGCCGUCGAAAGGGGCAUGCUCUGGGUCACGACGCAUCAGAACGACCCCCUGCCCGCCGCCGUCGGCUGCAAGGUCCUCGAGAUCGUCGCGCGCGACGGGCUCGUCCAGGCUGCGCGAGACCGCGGGACCCAGCUGCGCGACGGCCUCCUCGCCCUGAAGGACAAAUACUGGUGCGUCGGCGAGCUGCGCGGCCGGGGCCUGCUCCAGGGGUUGGAAAUCAUCGGCGACCCGGUGACAAGGGCGCAGAGCAACGAGCUGGGCGUUGUUGUUGCAGAGAAGGCCCUCGAAUUCGGUCUCAGCUGCCAGAUCGUCUCGCUGCCCAACGCGGCGGGCUUGUUCAGGAUCGCGCCUCCGCUGACCGUCUCGGAGGAGGAGGUCGCGAAGGCGUUGGAUAUCCUGGAUCGCGCCUUUGCCGCCGCGCUGUAUACGCAUCCCCUGCCGAGCUUGCCGGUGCCGUACGCCAAGAAUCCGACCUCGUCCGGGCUCGUUGCUGCCGAUGCCAUUGCUGCUGAGCCUAGCCCUCGUCUAUGA
Messenger RNA from Exophiala aquamarina CBS 119918, 1413 nucleotides. RefSeq names its product 2,2-dialkylglycine decarboxylase (pyruvate). Gene Ontology annotation, molecular function: pyridoxal phosphate binding; transaminase activity. Gene Ontology annotation, cellular component: mitochondrion. Lineage: Eukaryota; Fungi; Ascomycota; Eurotiomycetes; Chaetothyriales; Herpotrichiellaceae. The record is from RefSeq and is a predicted model, not a curated record. The transcript has a single exon. Bases 1 to 1413 code for a protein of 470 amino acids.